Molecule: messenger RNA, 6931 nt
Organism: Haplochromis burtoni (Burton's mouthbrooder)
Lineage: Eukaryota; Metazoa; Chordata; Actinopteri; Cichliformes; Cichlidae
Gene: hs6st3b
Product: heparan sulfate 6-O-sulfotransferase 3b
Exons: 2
Coding region: 678-1994 (438 amino acids)
Cellular component (GO): membrane
Molecular function (GO): heparan sulfate 6-sulfotransferase activity
Source: RefSeq, a predicted model, not a curated record
GGCUUCGCACUGUGUUAAACAAGAUUAUGGGAUGGACGGGAUGGACGGGAUGGGAUGAGGAGCUUUCCCAGCCCAACCGCGACGAGAGCAUAACGCCUAUUUGUCGGCUCGGAUGCAGCAGCAUCCUCUCAAACGCACUGCUUCACUACAGUCAGUUCUGUCUCAACCCGUAAAGGAUGCCGUACCCUGCCGGAGCAUUCAUGCAGCCCAACAAGAAGCCGUGCGACAUUUCUGCAGAAAUAAGUAUGAAGAUGCACUGAACCUCACUGUGAUUUACACUGCAUGGGACCAGCACUAGAAAGAAAGAGGGAGUCAAACUAAAAACUCUCUCAUCCGACUGCUUCGUUUUCAACUUGAUACCGAGGCAUGGGAGUCGUCGGCUUGGAUGCAGCUCCACACCGGCUUCAGAAGUUGGACAGGCAGAGAUUUAAUUGCCAUGACUCUUGAAUACGGACAGGACUUCCAACGCAGUGCAGACGGCGUGCAGUAUUUUAGAGUCCUUAAGGUGGACUUCUCAUUUUGUCUGAGUGUCUUUGGAGAGUGUUAUCUGAUCAACGUGUUGCAUUUAAAAUAUAGGCAUCUUUAAUCUGUCUGAGGCAUGGAGGAACAUUGAUCUCUGAAGUGUCCACGGGUGCUCCUUAUUAUUCACAGUAACGGAAUGAAGACACUAUCUUGAUAUGAUGGAUGAUAGAUCCAGUAAGCUCAUUUUAGUUCCUAUUUUAGCUGUCCUUUUUGUUAUGAUAGGUUAUCAGUACAUAUGUCCCGCUGGCAGUAAUUCAUGCCACUUUAAGACUGAGGAGAAAUUUAGAGGGGUGAGUCUACUUUCAACCCCUUAUCAGGACAGCGAUGAUUUCUACAGAGAUCAAGACCUGGAGGAUGAUAGCCCUCCGAAACUAUCGUCGAAAUUCAACUUCACUGAAAGAGACCUUGACAGACACGUGGAGUUCAACAUCAAAGGGGACGACGUGAUAGUGUUUUUGCACAUCCAGAAGACCGGGGGGACGACUUUCGGGAGGCACUUGGUGAGGAAUAUUCGCUUGGAGCAGCCGUGCGACUGCAAGCCAGGGCAGAAGAAAUGCACGUGCCACCGACCGGGGAAAGAAGAGUCCUGGCUCUUCUCCCGGUUCUCUACGGGCUGGAGCUGCGGACUGCAUGCAGACUGGACCGAGCUUACGAACUGUGUCCCUGUCAUUAUGGAUAAGAAGGAGGCCCGGAGGAAUAAAAGGAACUUCUACUACAUCACCAUGCUGCGCGACCCAGUCUCCCGCUACCUGAGCGAGUGGAAACAUGUCCAGAGAGGAGCCACAUGGAAGACCGCCCUCCAUAUGUGUGAUGGACGUUCACCCACCCAGGACGAGCUGCCCACCUGCUACAGUGGGGACGACUGGUCCGGCGUCACCCUGACAGAGUUCAUGAACUGCCCGUCGAACUUGGCGAACAACCGUCAGGUCCGCAUGCUGGCUGACCUGAGCCUGGUGGGCUGCUACAACCUGUCCUCCAUGAACGAAAGCCAGCGCAACCAUAUCCUUUUAAGCAGCGCCAUGAGCAACUUGAAGAACAUGGCUUUCUACGGCCUGACCGAGUUUCAGCGUAAGACCCAGUACCUGUUUGAGCGGACGUUCAGCCUGCGCUUCAUCUCUGCCUUCACGCAGAUUAACAGCACGCGAGCUGCCAACGUGGACCUGAGCGAGACUGUGCGCAAACGCAUUGAGGACCUCAACUACUUGGACAUGCAGCUGUACGAAUAUGCAAAGGACCUGUUCCUCCAGCGUUUCCAGUUCACCCGCCAGAGGGAGCACCAGGAAGUGCGCUUGAAGAGGCGCGAGGAGAAGCGCUGGCUGCGGGAGCAGAGAGACCAGGUCAGGCCUUGGCCGCCCAAACACAGAGGCGGUGGCAACAGAGGCGGGAGAGUGGGAGGAGGUUUUGAGAAGGAAACUGAGAGUGACUUCCCAGCCACCACCGAGGACUACACGAGCCAAGUAGCCCGCUGGUGAGGCGCUGGUCCGAUAAAGAGAGAGGAGCAAGAGAGAGCGGUGGAUGGAGAUUCGCAGUGGACUAGUUAAAAGAAACGUUGGACUCUCUCUUGUGCAUCUUAUGUCUCUCUUUGUGUCUCACCAUUAACCUGUCUGCUGAAUCUAUCUGUUUUGUCAGCUUCAGUGUGAUCCGAGUGCUCCGCUAUUUCUUUAAGAAAACUGCCAAGUUUGAGCCUUGCAGCAGCUCUGUCUUGGAGUACCUUUGGUGUCUUAAUCUUUAAAUGCUGUUUAUUUUUGUCAAUUAAUUAUCGCCCCGGUUCUUUAUAAACUGUUGAAUGAGAUGAUAAAUUGGUGUGAAAGAAAAGAAGACGAAGGAAAAAAAUGCUGCUAGAGACAUUGCAUUGAAUUCUUUUUAUUUAUUUAUUUAGUUUAUUUUGGCAUUCAACAUUGAUGAAUGUCACCGAAGUCAGCAUCUACUGUAUGUUGCAACUGUUAGAAAAUAUGACAUAUGAAAGUUGUGUUAGGGGAACUGGUGGUUGCAUGUCACACAUCCACUUUGUACUUACAACUGGGGAGAGCGAUUUCCAAAAGACACACAGAGUCAAAGUGAAUAGUGAAAACACUGAAUCUGUUUUCCUUUAACUUAAAGUCAGGGAAACCUUCACUUCACAUAUUGUAUGCAUGCAGUACCCAUCCUUUAAACCAAAUUAUAAAAAGGUCUGUCGCUAUUGCUUUGUUUGCUGUGCAAUAUAUAUUUUAUUUUCUCAAGCGCAAUACCUUGCAGACUUUAACCCCCCAGCUCCAAAGACAACACAAAGGCAGUCACACAGCAGUUAGAUGGCAUCCAGCUGAACAAAAUAACUUCAGUCAUUUCCUGUACUGUUGGUAGAACAUUGUAUCUGUGGUGGGGGAGGAGAAAAAAGGCAUAUUUUCUGAGUAAUUCCUUUUUGAAGUAGUCAGUUGCAGAGAUAAAAAGUUGGUAAAUAGUACAGGUGAUGAAAUGUGUCAGUGUGGCUGGUAUGCGGCUUGACUGUGAAUGAGUUGAUCAGCAUUCAGUUCCCAUGCUCCUCCCCGUCACACUGGCUGCUUUUACAUAUUUGUAGAGCUGACGGCAACUGCACUGUGGGCAGUGAGAGCGCUCUAACUCCAGCAGAGUGCCAGGAUACAAAGACAAGCCUCAAAGCAGAUAGUUGGAGAAAAAAAAAAUGUUAUUUCCUCUCCCUGAUAGUUUCCAGUCCCUUGAAUCCAUCAUGUUUUUAUCUGGUUAAAUAGGCUUCAGUGUGAUGCUUUUUAUGUUCCUUAUCUCUCAUUCAGUCACAACCUGUGCUUAUCAAAUUAAAUGUUCACUAAAUGUCAGCACUGGAGUCACACGGCCGCUGCUAUUUUAACACUGAUUUCUCGUGUUUAUUCUCUAAAUGCAGUUGCUUCAAAACACCUCGUGCGGUACAUUUUUGUUUGAUUUUGUCAUGUUUGAAUGAUUCAUCCAGCCGGUGCAGCAAAUGUGUUAAAUGCAUACUGGUGUAGUGUUUAGAGGUGCCUAUAUGGAUAUACUUCAGUUUGGCGAGUGUGUGGAUGGAUGGGGCAGACGAAAGAUGAGGUGUAUAACACAUUAAUAACAGUCAAGUGUUUCAAGUGUACCUAACCAUGUUACAGCUCCAAACACUGAACAGCUAUUUGCAUCAUUUAGAUUUCAUAUAGCCAUGCCAUUUGUGGUGUAUCAGAGGAACAUUGAUUAAGUGUCUGAUUAAUGAUAAUGGGGAUUGCAGGACAUUUUCACCCAAACAAACAUUAAGGUUUUAAGUUUAUUGUUUCUUUAAGUAUCAUAACAUCUUAUUUAAUAAAGUACAAGUAAGGCUUUUUUUUUUUUUACUGUACUUACUAUUUGAAUGGGUGCUUUUCAUCACUGGAUUAUAUUGACAAUACCCUGGCACUCUAGCCCUGAUUAAAAUUAUGUCUCUUGAAAAACCGCCAAAACCGAUUCAGCUUAAAGGCUUUUUGAGAGAGAAAAAAUACUGAUCACACCCGUGGUCCAGUAAGCAUCCCGUCAGUCAAAACUGUGAUAUACAUGAGACUGUCCACUCACUACAAUGCUGUACUACUGUAUAGUAUGUACUGUAUGUCUUGCAUGCUGCACUGUGACAUUUUCUGUACAACCAUAAUGACAACAAAGUUGAUUUGCCUGUGAUGAAAUUGCUAAUGCUGCAUAUCAACUGCAUUGUUACACCCAGCUGGCGACCUGUCCUUUGCUGCGUGAUUGGUGCAGCAGGUGACCAGGUGUCUCACGUUCUGUAGGUGUGCAGAUUGUUUUUCAUUCCCUGCCGCCACGCAUCCCACACAUUUAGACAAUGUCCCAAAUUAAGACUCGAUUUAAUUUGGAAAUUGAACACAUCUCAGAUAAAGCAGCUCAAAACGACAUGAUAAUGAUGUCUUAAAGGACUACUAGACAGAACAAUAGCAAGAGCCCAGGAGCCUACAAUCACAUGAGAUCAAAAACAAAGCAAAAGCUAACUUUUGUACAUUUGUCAUUUGCAUGAUUAUUGCAUUAGUAACAUAUCCCACAAAUCCCACAAAUUUAAUUUGCCAUUUAUUGGCUCAAAGAGGAUGUAUUAUUAUGUUGUUUAAAAAUGGGGAUUUUUCUGAGUUUGUUUGGAAAAAUAUAAUCAGACACAUUAAAGUGAAAAAAAAAAUGCCAAAGUGUUGCAUAAACCUAACCAUAAAAAAAUGUCGGCCUAUCAAAAUCCCACAAAUAAUAGCACAACAGCACAGUCUGAUGUCAGGAAGGGAAAUAAAGUUAUGAGAUAAAAAUCUCUGCAGAAAUUGAGUUUUCAAAGGAGUUUUUAUCUAAAACACUGUUAACAUGAGGAUGAAGGGCCAAAAGACUACAUUUACCAAAAUGCCUGUUUAUGUGUGGACAGCUUUAGUAUUCUGAGUUGUGGUUAUAAAAGCAAUUGUGUGUAAUACAGUACAUAUUUCUUGUUGUACCAUUUAUUGUUGUGUGCAAUCAGCACCAUAAUACAUAAGGUUGUAAUCUAGGUAAGCUAGUGAACUAAUGUGGCAUGUUAGCCAACUGGCAUCUACAACAUGAUGGGAUUCUUACAGUUUUUCUACCUGCUACCAAAAAAUUAUAAAGCAUCUAAUAUGAAAACAGUAUCUAUGGGAUGGAAACAGCCAUCCUGUUAUCACUGACUGGUUAGGUCCUGAAGCUGUGAGCUUUUUGAAUGCAGCUGUCUUGGAUGAGCUGAUACAUUAGCAACCUGCUUUAUCAUCUAUUUGACACAUUUUGGGACAAUAAUUUUCAAAAAUGAACACGAUUGUGUAUUUAAUAAAACUUGAAACUUGCAAAUGAAACCAAGUAUGUCUGGGAAAGUGUGUACUGAGGUCUUAGCUUAAGAGAGCAAUAAAGUUGCUUUCCUAAAGACUUCCAAACCAGAACUGUCGCCAGCUGCUGGCUAGGAUUUUUACUUGCAACAUAUUGUUUUCUUUCACAGGAAGUAUUCAAGACUUCUCCUGAGAUUAUUUAAAUGAAUGGGGAGAGAGCCAUUAUUUUAAUUUCAGUGGUCACUUGGCCAUAAAUAGAUAGGAUUUUUUUUUUUUAAAUGCUUUAAAACAUUGGUGAUUGUCCAAGAGCUACAAAGUGUUUCUCUUUUCCGGCAUUUUUUAUGUGAGCACACACUUACACGGCAUUAUUGCUUAAUUAACAGCUCAUUGCAGAGUGCCAGUCAUGCUGACGUGAUCAACGUCUCUGUGUCAUGUCACUCUCUUAUGAUGUCUCUGGCUGUAUUCCACGUAGCUGAUUGGGCUCCUGUCCCUGUGAUUUUAAUGUGGUAACACCUGUGCUUUUAUGACAACUAAAAGUGUGUGCUGUGCAAAAGCCUAUUGUACUAUAUUAUCUUACAGAGUUUAAAUGCAUUUUUAAGCACUUGGGGUAUGCAUUUCUACUGCUAUCUAACCAUAAGCUGAUUUCUUUUAACGUCAUCAGCUGCCAAAAGGAUGUCUGUGUCUUUAUAUUACAGCCUCUAAUUAACAGUAUAGUAAUUUUAUUGCACAAUUUGGACAGAGGUAAUUGCAGUAGAAGAAAACACGGCACUGGGGAAAUGUAUAAAGCGUUACCAUUUCUGCACUGCAGUGCUGCACUGCUGUGUGAAAGCAGAAUUACAGUGUUCCCCUCAUGACAGAUGGCAUGAGCAGAAACGCCACAUAGCUACUAAUGAAACACUUGUACAGACUCGGGUUUUGUAUAACGUGGGUGUGCAUGUGUGUUGGUAUAUUGGAGGAACGGGAACAGGGGGCAUAGUUGUGUGGAUCUGUUGUUAUUUUGUUUAAAAAUAAGUCAUUACCUAGAAAUGGUGAGUAUCUGUUUUUUCAAAAAAUGAGAUCUCAUCAGUUUAUGGAUCCAGUUUUUUGUUUUCUAGUUGCAGGGUGCACUUUCUUCAUCGCGCUCUUAUCUACGGCACCCCUUCAUCUCUUUCUGGCCACAGAAAAAUAUAUGUUUACUUGUUGAAAAUGAUUAAAACAAGAGUACACCGGUGAAAUUUAAGCUCCUUAUCGCUGUGAUUUCUGAAGAUCUGCAUCACCAAAUGACAUUCUAAAAAGACUUUCCACCAAUUAGAGAGGUGUAAAUAAAGUGAUGAAAAAAAGCAUGAAUUUUCACUCUAAAUUAAAACCACUAGUCCCAGGAAUGUCUGACAUGCCAUGUUGUUAAAGGAGGAUUUCAGUGAACUUGUCCAUGAAAGAGUGUCUGUCUUAGAAGCUGAUUUAUCUGUUUUUUUAAAUGGUUUUAUGUGUCGCUGGAGAGAGCACUCUUAGUGUAAGACUUUCUAUGUACAUAUUAAAAGUCUUGUGAUGAAAAAAACAAUCUAAAGGCUGUUUGGCGUGUUAUAUUUAAUCAGCCAUUUUCUUGUCAGACCUUAAAAAUAUGAGCAAGUCCUGCUUAACACAUCUGAAAUAAAUGCAUUGAA